Messenger RNA from Ixodes scapularis (black-legged tick), 4148 nucleotides. Its product is annotated as coiled-coil domain-containing protein 186. Gene Ontology annotation, molecular function: small GTPase binding. Lineage: Eukaryota; Metazoa; Arthropoda; Arachnida; Ixodida; Ixodidae. The transcript is spliced from 15 exons. The record is from RefSeq and is a predicted model, not a curated record. Gene Ontology annotation, biological process: vesicle cytoskeletal trafficking. The coding region runs from base 268 to 2802 and encodes 844 amino acids. Gene Ontology annotation, cellular component: trans-Golgi network.
GAGCCUGCGCAGAGCGGCCUACCUCCAUGGCCAACAGUGAUGGUGACAGUGACACCCGUGACACUUGUUUGCUAAUUAGCAGUUUAGUUUUCCGUGCGAGUGAAAUCAUACGGAAUGGCCUGGACAGGCUGGGGCCAUGGCAGUGACAGUGGCUCGUAGGCUCGUAGGAUCCAUGUGUAGGGCCAACGAAGACUGGAGCCUUCCGUAUUGACAUGACAGGCUCGCUGGACGGCGUGGUUUCCCUCAACGGGCAAGAGUGAGGCUGGGAUGGAGGGUGCCACGGCAGCCGAGGCGGGCAGCACCGUGGUGGCACCAGCAACCGGUGGGGCAUUGUCUGUGGCAGCCUUGCCUUGGGCAGACUCCCUUGUGGCGACCUCUCCUGCGCCGGCUUCCCCUGCGCCGGCCUCCCCUGCGCCGGCCUCCCCUGCGCUGGCCUCCCCUGCGCUGGCCUCCCCUGCGCCGGCCACCCCUGUGCCGGCCACCCCUGUGCCGACCUCUCCUGCGCUGACCUCCCCUGCAGUGGCGUCCCCUGCACCGGCGUCCCCUGCGCCGGCCUCCCCUGCGCCGGCCUCUCCUGCGCCGGCGUCCCCUGCAUCGGCAUCCCCUGCACUGGCGUCCCCUGCACCAGCCUCCCCUGCACCGGCGUCCCUUGCGCCGGCGUCCCCUGCGUCGGCGUCCCCUGCGCCGGCGUCCCCUGCGCCGGCGUCUCCUGCGCCGGCGUCCCCUGCGUCGGCCUCCCCUGCACCUGCCUCCCCUGCACCGGCAUCUCCUACGUCGGCCUCCCCUGCGCCUGCUUCCCCUGUGCCGGAUUCCCCUGCGCCAGCCUCCCCUGUGGUGGCCACGCCUCGAGGGAGUACGCCCGACAUGGCCACACCAGACGGCCAGGCCUCGGAGCGUGCACGGCUGUGCCCAUCAUCGUGCAGUGAUGACAGCGAUGCCCUCCUCUCGGAAUCAGAUGGAGAGUUUCUCCCGAUGCAGAAUGGUGCCAGGGGGGGCUUCAGCUGCCUGAGGUGCAACCACGAAGAGAUGAGGCAGGCGGAACGCCAGUUGGUGCUGCUGCACGAGAGGCUGGCUGCACGGGAGGCAGAGCACCGGCACGCCCUGGCCGAGACGAGGGCCCAACUGCUGGCCAGGAACGAGAAGCUGUCGCAGCAGCUGGAGGCGGUGACCCGAGAGAAAGACGGCAUGGUGGUGCGCUACGCGACGAGCGAGAAGGAGGUGAUUGUGGCCCGCAAGGCCCUGGAGGAGGCGGACAAGCGGCUGCGAGACCUGGCCAAGGAGCGGGACCAGUACUUCAGCCGGGUGCGCUCGCUCAGCCAGGAGCGCAGCCGCCUCUGCACCAACCUCGACACCAAGUUGGCCGAGCUGGCCCGGCUGCACAAGGAGCAGGAGCGGCUGCGAGAUGACCUGGCCUCACGCGACAUCAAGAUCAAGUGGGCCCAGAACAAGCUUCGCACCGAGGUGGAUGCUCACAAGGAAACGCAGGGCCGGCUAGAGCAGGCUCAGCUGCGGCUGCGCGACUUGCGAGAGGAGGCAGACCAGGUGCGCAGGGACUGCCACGAGAUGCUCCGCCGCGAGGGCAGCCCCGACAGCCGCCGGGACGAGCUCGACCAGCUCCGGCUUCGGCUGGAGGCCAGCCUGAACCAGGAGCAUGCCCUCACGGCCAAGGUGGAGCAGCUGGAGCGGGAGCGGUCUGAGCAGGAGCAGACGCUGGCCAGGCUGAAGCAGGAGCUGGACGACAAGAGCGGCCUCGAGCUACAGCUGGCCAGGGAGCGGGAGAAGGCGGACGCGAGCCAGGCGGAGGCGGAGCGGCUGGGGCAGGCGGCGGCAGAAGCACAGGCAGACCUGGAGGCAUGCCACACGAAGGAGGCAGAGCUGCUGCUGUUCACCCAACAGCUGACAAGUCGCAGCGUCCAGCUCCAGUCGGACCACAGCCUCCUCAGCCUCAAGUUGCAGGGCCUGGAGGAGGAGAAGGUGCAGCUGGAGCAGCAGCUGGCUUGUGUGCAACGUGACAAGGCAGAGCUGGAGGCCAGCCUGGAGCGGGAACAACGCCAGCGGCACCACGAAACGCAGCUGUUGACCCGCAAGCUGGCGGACAAGUGCCGGGCAGCGGAUAAGCUGACUGUGCGGCUAGAGGAGGCAGACAACGAGCAGCGGGUGAUGCAGCGCAGGCACCUGUCGAGCGUCAAGGAGCUGGCACGGGAGCUGCAGCACGUCAAGCGGCAGCUGGAGCGGCAGCAGGAAGCGGCUUCGACGCAAGAUGCCUCGUCCCCAGAGCCAAGUAGCCAGCCCAGCAGUCAGCCCAGCAGCCAGCCGCUGGUGGGCUUUGUGAACACGGGCCGCCACGAUCUCCCGGCCAGUACAGGGUCCGAGGUGCAGCCAGACGUGCAGAUGCUGCUGGAGCGCAUAGUGCGGCUGCAGAAGAGCCUGGCCCGAAAGAAGGACAAGCUGGACUUCCUCGAGGAGCAUGUGGGGCACCUGCUACUUGAGCUCAAGAACAAGUCCAGGAUCAUCCAGAACUAUGUGGCCCGGGAGGAGGCGGGUGCCCUGAUCCCUAGCAGCAUGGACUGCAACAAGGAGGAGCUGGCACGCCGCGGCGGCAUCAUGGCAUCGGUCUUUGGCAGCCAACCCCUGGACGCCGGCAUGACGCUGGAACUCUCGCUUGAGAUGAACCGCAAGCUGCAGCUGGUGCUCGAGGACACCCUGCUUAAGAACAUCACGCUCAAGGAGAGCAUGGACACCCUCGGCCAGGAGAUUGCCCGCCUCACCCGGGCAAGCUCGGCCCCUGACCGACCACGCUGAGCAGUUGUUGCAUGGCGGUGCCGCCGCUUCUCUCACGACGGUGUUUCUGGACCUCACUGAAGGGUGGAGAUUGUGGGGGACGUCCAACGCGGGUCUCUCUGCUAGCUCCAAGGCACCUGGGCUUUGCAGCAAUUUGUGCGGCUCUAGCGACAGCAAGUUUGUGGACGAUGCAGACGCGCUCCCGUUUUGUCUUGUUAAGACUGGAGAAGUUCGCAGUUGCAUGAUCAUUGAGCUCGUUUUCUCCUAAAGUGUUGAAAGAUGCCCGGCUCAAAGGGGGUGCCAAACUGGAGUUUUCUGUGAACAUUGAAAACCUGUAAAAAAGAAUGCACGGGUGCAAACAACGUACAAAGCAUGGACUGCUCUGUUCACCUGCUCUUCAUAGUCCGCAAAAUUGUUUUUGUUAUGAUUCUCUCGAGAAACAGUAGCGUUGUUAAAGUUGUGUCAACUCGGACCGACAAAUUUGUUUGUACUAGUCCGGUAAAUUUUCAGUGGGGACUGAUAAUGCCGAAUAUUUAAAUCAGUUUGCGACACACUUUUAUGUUAUUCUUCUUGCAAAAUUUGUAACCGCGGUUUGAAAAGUAUUUUGGAAGCGUGGCAUUAAUCAUAGCGAUUUGCAUUCUACCAGUACAUUGUUAUUAGACAUGUUUUUAAAGUGUUUACCGGAAGUGCAUUCUUGCGAGACGUUGGUCAAGUGCACAAUACGGCGGUAUUCCACACACCUGGAUAAAAGUAACGACGUGAAGGCCACAGUGUGUGUUGAGAAGGGGCCGUGUGGCAUGCCACCUGCCUUUGGAGGCAGUGUGGAAAGAAAAGCACCUUCCCUUCCUUGGGACAUCUCGUCAAUGACGGGCAGAAGACGCCGUGAAGAAGCUUGGACUGUGACGAACAAGUUUCCAAGUUCUUGUUCACAAAACAUUCUUAGUACUAGCAUACAUUUCCAUAACCAUUAAAUCUACAUUGAAGUAUGGAAGUUGCAUGGAAAUGAGAAUUAUUUCAUUGCAUCAGUUAUUUUGUUCUGUGGGCCCAGUUCAAGUGGGCUUCAAUGCUUGCUUUUAAGAGUCCAUAAAAUACUGUGAUGCAGUCUACUCCAUCUCAAAGAAGUUGGGUGCAGCCUUGCAGAAGGCACAGGUACAAGUGGACAGUUUUAAAAAACCGCCUUCCUUCCACGAGUGCUUGCAAAGCAUUGCAUUUGGCAGGGCAAUGUUGUCGUUGCUGGAGCUUUUGAUUGUGCUGCACAUAACUUUAGGUGGAGUACCAGGGUGUGUUGACCUCUUUUUUGCCCGAAAUGCUGUGGUGGAGUCGUGCCCAUGGGAAAUAGAUACAAAUAAAAUGCUGGAUUGUGCAAA